UUAAGCAAAGCUGAGAUUUAUUUAUUGGAGGAGCUGCGCCGCCUACAUCUUGAUCACUGAGGAUUUUUUGCGCUUUCUUUCUCGUUGGACGAUUUUACUCACAAAAAAGGAACCUAAUCUGUUUGUCACGCUGAGCAUUUCGUCCUCUUAUCCAUGAACUCAAUGAAGGAUCCAUUGAAUUCAGACCAGCACCUCUCCGGGAAUAAACUCCUACCUCCGCACCAAACGGCACUUGCUAUGGCUUCUGGGUUGCAACCGCUGCAGCGGUCUGCAGACUCUAAACACCGACUGGAGGUGCACACAGUGUCAGACACCUCCAGUCCGGAGUCUGUUGAGAAAGAAAAAGGUCAGAACAAAAAUGAGGACUCUUCUGACGACCCUUCAAAAAAGAAAAGACAGCGGCGGCAGAGGACCCAUUUCACGAGCCAGCAGCUACAGGAACUAGAGGCCACGUUCCAGCGAAAUCGGUAUCCGGAUAUGUCCACGCGGGAGGAGAUAGCCGUAUGGACCAACCUCACGGAGGCCAGAGUCAGGGUAUGGUUCAAAAACCGUCGAGCAAAAUGGAGGAAGAGGGAACGAAACCAGCAAGCUGAACUCUGCAAGAACGGCUUCGGUCCUCAGUUCAAUGGACUAAUGCAGCCCUACGACGACAUGUACCCCAGCUACACCUACAACAACUGGGCAGCUAAGGGGCUGACAUCGGCCUCACUCUCCACCAAAAGUUUCCCUUUCUUCAAUUCUAUGAACGUCAAUCCAUUGUCGUCGCAGACUAUGUUCUCACCGCCUAACUCCAUCUCUUCCAUGAGCAUGUCGUCCAGUAUGGUGCCCUCCGCAGUGACUGGCGUGCCCGGCUCGAGCCUCAACAGCCUCAACAACUUGAACAACCUCAGUAACCCCUCUCUGAAUUCGGGCGUUCCGACACCGGCCUGCCCAUACGCCCCGCCGACCCCUCCCUACGUUUACAGGGACACGUGUAACUCCAGCCUGGCUAGUCUGAGACUGAAAGCCAAGCAGCACUCGAGUUUUGGAUACGCCAGUGUGCAAAAUCCGGCCUCUAAUCUCAGCGCGUGCCAAUACGCGGUGGAUAGACCAGUGUAAUACUUGAGAAUUCACGAUCCGAAUAACGGGAACGAGGCUACAAAAUUCCUUUUCCUCUCACUUUUUUUUCAAAAGGCACUAGAAGACUAAACCACUGAAAUGAACU
Molecule: messenger RNA, 1204 nt
Organism: Megalops cyprinoides (Indo-Pacific tarpon)
Lineage: Eukaryota; Metazoa; Chordata; Actinopteri; Elopiformes; Megalopidae
Product: pituitary homeobox 2-like
Exons: 3
Coding region: 154-1098 (314 amino acids)
Biological process (GO): anatomical structure morphogenesis; regulation of transcription by RNA polymerase II
Cellular component (GO): nucleus
Molecular function (GO): DNA-binding transcription factor activity, RNA polymerase II-specific; RNA polymerase II cis-regulatory region sequence-specific DNA binding
Source: RefSeq, a predicted model, not a curated record